Messenger RNA from Cuscuta campestris, 889 nucleotides. NCBI's taxonomy places the organism in Eukaryota, Viridiplantae, Streptophyta, Magnoliopsida, Solanales, Convolvulaceae. The record is from the annotation of a GenBank genome assembly.
GGCACAAAUGUGCUUCGGUUGCCCCACGGGCCACGGCCCAUUUACCUGGCCACUGCAAUUUUUCUAAUUUUGACCCGAACUAUUCAGAAAUUAUCCUUCGUAGAACCGGUAACCAAUUAAUUUUGACGCGAUUAUCCUCUCGCUGGUCAAACGAACCGUUCACCACCACAAAUGGCGUCGUCUCCGCCGCCAACCGCCGCCGUCCCUCUCCGUCCAUGGCUGCAAUUCGCGGACUCCACAGCCUUAAGCCUCCCUAUCUCCGUCUCCGACGCUACCUAUCGGAUCAACCAAAACCUUAGGUACUUCGUCGGGAAUUACGUCCUUCUCAUGUUCUUCGUCAUCCUCGUCAGCCUCAUCUCCCGCCCGCUGACUCUCAUCGUCUUCCUCGUCAUAUCCGCGUCGUGGAUCUACCUGUAUCUGUCCCGAUCGGAGCCGCUGGAGCUAUUCGGCUUCGACAUUGACGACCGCAUCAUCUUAGGGUUUCUCAGUUUGAUCACUCUGAUCGCCUUGUUCGCCGCCAGGGUUUGGAGUAAUCUCUUGAUUUCAGUUUCCAUUGGAGUUGUUUUAGCUGUUGUUCAUGCCGCAUUGAGGGCUCCAGAGGAUCAAGAGGCUUCUCCUUACGAAGGGUUGCUCAAUGUGGUCGAUAGCCCCAGAGGUAAUUACACUAGGGUAUGAACUUCAUGUCUUUGGAUUAAAGCUCAGUACAUGGUUUGAAUUGGGAUAGCUUUAGGCAUCAAAUGCAAAUGUUCUUAAUCCAAAAUUGAAAAAAAAUUGUUUUUAUCAUUGUUUCCCCCAAAAACUUGAAAUGAUGAUCAUGAUAUUUGGAAUGUUCCUCAUGAAUUUCUGAUGGGAAUCUGCUAAUUUCUUGGGUGCCAGAGUGACCAUUUAA